AUGUGUGAGGCUAAUAACACCAGAGUCAGUGAAGUUGUUCUCCAUGGAUUCCAAAACCUUAAUAAAUAUAAUAUAGUGUUCUUCUGUGUUGUCCUUCUAAUAUAUAUAGUUAUCUUGGUAGGAAAUCUUUUGAUCAUUACAUUGAUAUCAGUUAGCUACCACCUCAAGCAUCCCAUGUAUUUUUUUCUUAAACAUCUUUCAGUAGUUGAUGUCUUGUUCACUUCAAACAUUGUACCAGCAUUGCUACAUGUCAUAUUGUGGGGGCUAAGUCACUUAUCUAUAACUGCAUGUAUUUUCCAGUACUAUGUACACAGCUUCCUGGCAUUCAUACAGUCUUUCCUACUGACAGUUAUGGCAUAUGAUCGCUAUGUUGCCAUCUGUGACCCCUUACACUAUUUUGCUCUCAUGACCACUAAAACCUGUAACUACCUUGUCUGCUUCUCCUGGAUCUUCUCCUACAUCCUUAUUUCAUGUGAAACCAUCUUUCUGUAUCAAUUGCAGUAUUGCAACUCAAAUUAUAUUGAUCAUUUCUUUUGUGAUAUUGCUCCAAUUCUUCAGAUUGCAACGUCAGAUACGUUCAUUAUUGUCUGGAUUGAUUUUGUGAUAUGCUGCCUUACAAUAUUUUUCCCUUUUUUGUUUGUUAUUGGGUCAUAUACAUGCAUCUUUGUUAACAUCCUAAAAAUGUCUUCUGUCAUUGUAAGGAAAAAAGCUUUCUCAACCUGCAGUUCACACUUGCUCAUUGUUUGCUUAUAUUAUGGGACUUUGAUUGCUAUAUAUGCAAUGCCAUCAGGUGACAAUUCCCACAAUGAAAACAAGUUCAAAUCUCUGAUAUACAUAGUGUUAACACCAUUUAUUAAUCCAAUCAUAUACAGCUUACGAAACAAGGAAAUAAUGGAAGGCUUAAAAAAGCUUAUUGGUCAACAUGUGUGGGCUAAGAUUGCUUUCGGGUCUUUCUUUUCAUUUAAGUGA
Messenger RNA from Nanorana parkeri, 969 nucleotides. RefSeq names its product olfactory receptor 10A7-like. The transcript has a single exon. NCBI's taxonomy places the organism in Eukaryota, Metazoa, Chordata, Amphibia, Anura, Dicroglossidae. Gene Ontology annotation, molecular function: G protein-coupled receptor activity; olfactory receptor activity. Gene Ontology annotation, biological process: G protein-coupled receptor signaling pathway. Gene Ontology annotation, cellular component: membrane. The coding region runs from base 1 to 969 and encodes 322 amino acids. The record is from RefSeq and is a predicted model, not a curated record.